GUGUGUGGGAUAUAUAUCGCUGACGAGUCAGUAGUCAGUUAUUGACCGACAGCCAUGAACAUCAGCUUCGAAGGAAAACGCAUUCUCGUGACCGGCGCCGGUCAGGGGAUCGGCAGGGAAUUAGCUCUCCGUCUCUCUAAAUAUAAGGGACAUGUGUUCGCGCUUUCGAAAACGAAAAAGAAUUUGGACAGCUUGGUGGCGAACGAUCCGAGGAUUCAGCCAGUCUGCGUUGAUCUUCGCGACUGGGAUGCGACUAGGAAGGCUGUUCAAAGUAUCCUGCCGAUCGAUCUGUUGGUCAACAAUGCCGCUGUCGCGUGUCUUACACCCUUUUUGGACGUCACGCCCGAGGAAUUCGAUCUGACUUUCGAUGUCAAUGUGAAGGCUGUAUUGAACGUGUCCCAGGUUGUAGCCAAGAGCAUGAUUGAGCGCAAAAGCGGCGGCAGCAUUGUCAAUAUAUCGUCGCAGGCCGGUCAGGCGGCAUUGAAGGAUCACGCCGUUUAUUGCACGUCGAAAGGGGGCCUCGACAUGUUGUCGAAAGCAAUGGCCCUCGAAUUGGGUCCACACAACAUAAGAGUCAAUACUGUCGGUCCUACAGUCGUGAUGACGGAAAUGGGAAAAUUGGGUUGGAGCGAUCCGCAGAAAGCACAAAGCAUGAUCAACAAAAUUCCGCUUGGUCGGUUCGCUGAUGUCGAGGACGUAGUGGAUCCCGUCAUAUUUUUAUUGAGCGACCGAAGUUCCAUGAUCAAUGGCGCCUGCUUACCUAUCGAUGGCGGUUUCUUAGCUGGAUAAGCAAAAAUUCAGAAUUAUCUGCUUUAAGAAAGGAAAAUGAAACGUUCUAUCGUAUCACGGGUACAUUAAUCUCUGUUCUUAAAACUCGAUAAUUUAUGGAAGUUUAUGAAAUUUGUACGCUGUGAAUUAUUACGCAAUAAUUACUAUGUUGUAAAUGAGACAUUUUAUACGCUGCGUAUAAAGGAACUAAUAAAGAUUAUUGCAGUAGAA
This is a messenger RNA of Wasmannia auropunctata (little fire ant), 999 nucleotides long. Its product is annotated as L-xylulose reductase. The record is from RefSeq and is a predicted model, not a curated record. Gene Ontology annotation, biological process: xylulose metabolic process; glucose metabolic process. The coding region runs from base 55 to 789 and encodes 244 amino acids. The transcript has 4 exons. Gene Ontology annotation, molecular function: L-xylulose reductase (NADPH) activity; carbonyl reductase (NADPH) activity. NCBI's taxonomy places the organism in Eukaryota, Metazoa, Arthropoda, Insecta, Hymenoptera, Formicidae.